UCAGCUGAUCUGACUUGGCGACAAAAUAACGUAGCGACUGAAAUCUGUAAGGGAGGGGACCCACGAACAAAAACAUUGACACGGCUCGGAUGGAUUUUACAAACAGCGCCACUUUUUAAAGACUUUUAAAGCGACGUCGUAAGGAUCCCUCCCGGCUUGAUGGUCUCCGCUGUUAUCGGAGCUCUUUGACAUCGAUUGACUGCAGUUUUGUUGAUGUUUUGAAGUAUAUGUCGCUAGCUGCUCAUUUUUUGCCUGCUGCUACUGCGAGGAUCGCUUACUCAAAAACGACGGGCUUGAUUUAGACAAAGCCCCAACACGCACAGAACCGCUAGUUUGAAGGAAAGCGUUUCCUGUCUGGAUGCCACAGAAUUAUAUUUGUCGUUUUAACCACCGAGCUAUUUUUUAUGAUUAAGGGCCAGUCUGGCUGCUAGCUAGUUGUUACCUUGAUUUGCACAUUUCAUUAUUCACAAGGAAGAGUUCUUGGUCUGCUGACGGUUUCGUACACAUCUUUCACCUUUGUUAUUCUUGAUUGUUGUAACUUAAUUUGUGUGUGUUUGUGUUUAAUGGUAACUUUGAGGUACAAACAAGCUAACUGUUUGUUACAAGUCAGGUCUAUUCUUUGUGGUUACACUAAUAGCAAAUGGAUGUCGAUAUAACAAGUUGUUAUAGGCUUUAAAUGCACGUCAGUUAAAAUAACUUAUUUUAUUGUGCACAAAACAACAUUGCCCUUGUGAGAAUGCAGCUAAUUUAAGUUGACUUAGUAUUUUUGAGUAAUUUAGCCAGUAUUAUCACAGUGCUGUCGGAAAUCGCUGGUGCUACAGUUAAAAGCAUUUCCAAAAGGCAGUCAGCUGUAUUUUUAAGGUGACAGAAACGAUGAGUGGGCAUGGCUCAUCAUCUUCUGAAAAGGGAGUCAAUACAAGUCUAACAUGUCAAGAGAGUUAUGUCUGUGGUGGCUCUGAGCAGGCCGCUUUUGAUUGUCAAGAGUGCAGCACCUUGCAGUGUGUUCGUUGUGAUCUCGAGCUUCACAAUCAGAAGCGCUUCCAGAACCACGAGCGCCACCAGAUAAACCCGGGCCACGUCCCUUACUGUGACAACUGCAAAGGAGGGGACAAUGGAAAGCACAGCAGAUCGGUCGUCCGUUGCCAGAGCUGCAAAGUGAACUUGUGCCAAGAGUGUCAAAAGCGCACUCACAGCGGAGGGAACAAGAAGAAACACCAGCUCAUAUCGUAUCUUCUGCCACCGAAACACACGGAGCUCAAGUUUGUUCAAGCUUCUGUUCAGCCUGCUGUCCAAAUCGCUGAUGAGCAAAAGUCACUGAAGGCAGAACUCCUGGAAAAUGUGUCCAGUUUCCUCCUUGUUGAUGAAAAUGAGGAAAUGCAGAUAAAAGAUGAUGUUGCAUUUGUGAAGAAGCUGAACUGUGGCGCCAGACAGCUCCUAAAAGUGGUGUCCAUCUUUGGUAACACCGGAGAGGGCAAAUCCCACACCCUCAACCACACCUUCUUCAUGGGCAGGGAGGUGUUCAAGACUUCCCCCACGCAGGAGUCCUGCACGGUUGGAGUGUGGGCGGCCUUUGACCCCUUCCAUAAUGUAGUGGUCAUUGAUACAGAGGGGCUGCUGGGGAACAGUUCCAAACAGGGCCAGAGGACCCGUCUCUUGCUCAAGGUGCUCGCCAUCUCCGACCUCAUCAUUUACCGCACCCACGCAGACCGCCUCCAUGAUGACCUCUUCAAAUUUCUUGGAGACGCCUCGGAAGCCUAUUUGAAGCAUUUCACCAAGGAACUGAAGGCCACCACGGCUCGCUGCGGUCUGGAUGUUCCUCUCUCUACUUUGGGUCCCGCUGUGAUCAUCUUCCACGAAACUGUCCACACAAAGCUUCUUGGCAACUCACACGAAUCAGUUGACCGGCUGUUGUUGGAGCGUUUCAAAAAGGUUUCCCGUUUCCCGGAGGCCUUCAGUUCUGUUCAGUACUGGGGCACGCAGACUCUCACUCCGCCCACUGACUUCUGCGGCCUGCAGAAUAAACUGGAGCAGCUCCUGGACAACAAUGCCACGCGUUCUCCACGCACGCCUGUGGUCAUCUUCAAAGCCCUGCUGGCGUUAAGUGAGCGCUUCAGUGGGGAAAUUGGAGACGACCUGGUAGCCCACAGUUGCUUCUUCCCUGAUGAGUACUUCACUUGCUCCAGCUUGUGCCUCAGUUGUGGAUCUGGUUGUAGGAACAGUAUGAACCACCUCGGAGAAGGAGUCUGCCAUGAGGCAAAGCAUCGUUGUCGCUAUUCAGUUCAGCAGGAUAACCGCAUUUUCACCUGUAAAGCUUGUUAUGAAGGUGGCAAAGAAGUGAUUGUCAUCCCGAAGACCUCAGCUUCCUCGGACUCACCUUGGAUGGGCCUCGCCAAAUAUGCCUGGUCAGGGUAUGUUAUUGAAUGCCCCAACUGUGGAGUGAUCUAUCGGAGCCGUCAGUAUUGGUAUGGGAACCAAGACCCAGUGGAUACAGUAGUCCGCACCGAGAUCCAGCAUGUUUGGCCAGGGUCAGAGGGCUUUUUAAAGGACAACAGCAAUGCAGCGCAGCGUCUUUUGGAUGGAGUGAAUUUGGUGGCCCAGUCUGUAUCGGAGCUCAGUGUCAAGCCUGCUAAGGCCGUCACCUCCUGGCUGACAGACCAGAGUAGAAAUUCAAAUCAACAUUGCAACGUAAUAGAUCUCAUAUGCGAAGAUGUAUGCUUUGAGCAGAGAGCCUUACAUGCAGCUCAUGAGGAGGAGGAGGAGGAAGGCGGAACACUCGCCAGGAAGGUUGGCGAGGCAGUGACCAACACCAUAGGGGUUGUCGUCACCGCUAUUGACAUCCCACUUGGCCUGGUGAAAGAUGCCGCCCGUCCUGCCUACUGGGUGCCCGACCAGGACAUUCUCUCUUGCCACAUCUGCCGACGCGAAUUGACUGCCAAACUGUCCAAGCACCACUGCCGCGCCUGUGGCCAAGGGGUGUGCGACGACUGCUCCCCGGAGCGUCGAGCGGUGCCGUCUCGCGGCUGGGACCACCCCGUGCGCGUAUGCGCCAGCUGCAACCAAAAAGCCGGAGAUCUUUAACAGAGAUGAUCUUCCAUUACUCAGAAUACUUGGACAGAACCGCUCGCUUUGUUGUCAUACCUCUGCUUCUCCAGUGGUAUUGUAUCUGUGGAGAGGACGUGCUUAGGUAUACUGUAUGUAGGACACUUAACCAAAUUUGGGAAGGUGAGCGUUCAUGUGGCCUUUGUAGAGCAACCAGAAUCUGUGAGUUACUUGACUGAGAGUGUAAUAUGCAUUUCCACUCUUGAUUAUUCAAUGUGUAUAUUGGAACUCUUAUUGAUACAUGUCCACAUGUGUAUGAUAGAUGGCUGAUGAGCUAUUUUUCUACUAGGAGAAAAUAUUUUUUAAAAAAGUAACAUUUAAAAAAUACUAGGUAGUUGAGAGUGUUAUUAGAUUCCAGACAUUCUUUUUAUCAAUGAGUAUUGUCAUAAUAUAUGUGUAAUGGCCAAGAGAUGUUUGAUAUGCGUGCAGGUUACAUUGCAUGCUGUGUUCCAACUUUUUAGUUUUUGCACUAAGCUUUUCUUCAGCUGUUAUAGGUUGUUGCUAACCAUGGCCAAAAUAACGGAUGUCCAAAUUUUGGAUAGAUCUGCCGUGCCAAGUCAUUCAGGUCACUGUGUCCGUGCUGGUAUGAUAUUUAUAUUUUACCAAGUCAGUUGUGGGUGUAUGAUGACGUAGAACUGUUUGCAGCUUGGAAAUGUAGUUAUGUUUGAGAAUUGAUGUCAAAACAAAAAACAGCUGUCUGAUAUGCAUGACAAUAUAUGAGAGCCUUAUGGUCAUUUACUUUGUUUUUUUGAGGUUGCUGUUUGAAUGACUUCAUCUCUUUUACCAGACAGUACGUUUAAACACCAGUACGUUUAAAAAACGUAAUUUUUAACGUUAUUAUUGAUGGCUGCUUUAUUUUUGUUUUUGCUUUUUUUGUCCCUAAUUCUGUCAUGCUCUUUGUCCCUUAGACGUGUAAUUUUUUUCCCAGUUUUUAACUGUCAUUGAAAAUAUAUUUUGCCAUUUUUCCCCAACCUAUAUUUCUUUUCUCCAUUUCACAUAUGUAUUGUUCAUCCUAUGUAGACUGCCGCUCGAACAAUAUGAAGUGACUGAGACGUCAUGUAUCUUUUUUGUUUUGCAUCACAACAUGUCCUGUGUCACUACCUAAACGUAAUGCCAUGGAAGAUCAACGCCUUAGAAAGGCUUGUCUUUUGUUUUAAAUUUAAGUGAAUGUAACAGUCGGCUACACAUAGACAUUAAAGGGCAAAGAAAAUACGAUACUGAUGAAUCUUUGCCCGUUAACUUCUCUGGUCCAAAAAGGCCUCCUGCAUGACUUGAUUUGACAAUGUUGUAUCGCACUCCGACAUGACAUAGCAUUGCGCAGGAUAGAAUAGGAACUACAUCAUGUCGUAUAACUGGAGUUCAUUCCUUU
Molecule: messenger RNA, 4468 nt
Organism: Hippocampus comes (tiger tail seahorse)
Lineage: Eukaryota; Metazoa; Chordata; Actinopteri; Syngnathiformes; Syngnathidae
Product: zinc finger FYVE domain-containing protein 1-like
Exons: 11
Coding region: 874-3078 (734 amino acids)
Biological process (GO): lipid droplet formation
Cellular component (GO): lipid droplet
Molecular function (GO): phosphatidylinositol-3-phosphate binding; phosphatidylinositol-3,4-bisphosphate binding; 1-phosphatidylinositol binding
Source: RefSeq, a predicted model, not a curated record